CUCGGAGCUCUUAACUAGGAGGGGUUAGGAGCCGGAGAGGCAGGGAUUAGCUGCACAUCUCCGUGUCGUUCGCAUUGCAAUGAAACAUUGGCGAUUUUCUAGGGGUGCUUUUCACAAAGUUAUUUUCUGAUGUGAGGUCAAUCAACAGUCAAUCAGCUGUAAAUAACUGCAGAAAUACCAGAGUGUUGCUGUGCAUUAAGGAGUGUAAAAUAAGAGUACUGUUUCCUAUCCUGCAAGAUGGUGGCCCUGUCCUUGAAAAUAUGUGUUCGCCAGUGUAAUGUGGUGAAGACGAUGCAGUUUGAGCCAUCCACCGCAGUCUAUGAUGCGUGUCGGAUAAUUCGAGAACGUGUUCCAGAGGCUCAGGGUGGGCAAGCAUCAGAUUAUGGAUUAUUUUUAUCAGAUGAUGAUCCUAGGAAAGGAAUCUGGCUGGAAUCUGGAAGAACGUUGGAUUACUACAUGCUGCGAAAUGGGGACAUUUUGGAAUACAAGAAAAAACAGAGACCUCAAAAGAUCAGAAUGCUGGAUGGCACAGUCAAAACGAUCAUGGUGGAUGAUUCAAAAACAGUUGGGGAAUUGCUUGUCACUAUAUGCAGUAGAAUUGGCAUUACAAAUUAUGAAGAAUACUCAUUGAUCCAAGAGAGUGCAGAAGAAAAAAAAGAGGAUGGAAUGGGAACACUCAAAAAGGAUCGAACACUUCUAAGGGAUGAAAGAAAAAUGGAGAAGCUUAAAGCAAAACUUCAUACCGAUGAUGAUUUAAACUGGCUUGAUCACAGUCGGACCUUCCGAGAGCAGGGGGUGGAUGAGAAUGAAACUUUGCUGCUGAGACGGAAGUUCUUCUAUUCUGAUCAGAACGUCGAUUCACGGGAUCCUGUUCAGCUCAACUUGCUUUAUGUGCAGGCUCGAGAUGACAUCCUCAAUGGUUCCCACCCUGUGUCCUUUGAUAAAGCUUGUGAGUUUGCUGGAAUUCAAGCUCAGAUUCAGUUUGGACCCCAUGUCGAGCAUAAACACAAGCCGGGAUUUUUAGAUUUGAAAGAAUUUUUGCCAAAAGAAUACAUAAAGCAGAGGGGAUCAGAAAAGAAGAUUUUUCAGGAACAUAAAAACUGUGGAGAAAUGACAGAAAUAGAAGCAAAAGUCAAGUAUGUGAAGUUGGCUCGGUCAUUGAGGACAUAUGGCGUGUCUUUUUUUUUAGUAAAGGAGAAAAUGAAGGGAAAAAACAAGCUGGUACCCAGGUUACUGGGUAUUACCAAAGAUUCAGUCAUGCGUGUCGAUGAAAAGACCAAAGAUGUGGUUCAAGAAUGGCCACUGACAACUGUAAAGAGAUGGGCAGCAUCUCCUAAGAGUUUCACACUGGACUUUGGGGAAUACCAGGAAAGUUACUACUCAGUGCAGACUACUGAAGGCGAGCAGAUCUCUCAGCUCAUUGCAGGAUAUAUCGAUAUUAUUCUGAAAAAGAAGCAAAGCAAGGACCGAUUUGGUUUGGAAGGCGAUGAAGAGUCUACUAUGUUGGAAGAAUCGGUUUCUCCCAAGAAGUCUACGAUUUUGCAGCAGCAGUUUAAUCGUGUGGGCCAAGUAGAACAUGGAUGUGUGGCAUUACCAGCGGUCAUGCGUUCAGGAUCUGCCGGGCCUGAGACCUUUAACAUAGGCAGUAUGCCCUCCCCACAGCAGCAUAUUAUGACUGGACAGAUGCAUCUUGGACACAUGCCUCCAUUGAGUUCAGCGCAACAGGCACUAAUGGGAACUAUAAACUCAAGUAUGCAAGCAGUCCAGCAAGCCCAGGCUGACCUCAGUGAAGUGGACAACCUCCCUCCCUUAGGACAGGACAUGGCUUCAAGAGUUUGGAUACAGAAUAAAGUUGAUGAGUCAAAACAUGAAAUCCAUUCUCAGGUUGAUGCAAUCACAGCAGGAACUGCUUCUGUCGUCAACCUUACUGCUGGUGAUCCUGCUGAUACCGACUACACUGCAGUGGGCUGUGCAAUUACUACUAUUUCUUCUAAUUUAACGGAAAUGUCCAAAGGGGUAAAACUCCUGGCUGCCUUUAUGGAUGAUGAUGUAGGCAGUGGGCAAGAUUUAAUGAAAGCAGCACGGACUCUGGCUGGCGCUGUCUCUGACCUACUCAAAGCUGUAGAACCAACUUCUGGAGAGCCUCGACAGACUGUGUUGACAGCAGCUGGAAGCAUUGGGCAGGCUAGUGGGGAUCUGCUGAGACAAAUCGGUGAGAAUGAGACUGAUGAACGAUUUCAGGAUAUUCUGAUGAACUUAGCAAAAGCAGUAGCUAAUGCUGCAGCAAUGUUGGUCCUCAAAGCCAAGAAUGUUGCUCAGGUGGCUGAAGACACAGUUUUGCAGAAUCGUGUGAUUGCUGCUGCCACACAGUGUGCCCUCUCAACAUCGCAGCUUGUUGCUUGUGCUAAGGUGGUCAGUCCCACCAUAAGUUCACCUGUGUGCCAGGAGCAGUUGAUUGAAGCUGGGAAACUAGUGGACCGCUCAGUGGAGGGCUGUGUGAAAGCCUGCCAGUCUGCCACAGAUGAUGGAGAGCUGCUGAAGCAGGUGAGCGCUGCUGCCAGUGUCGUCAGCCAGGCUCUCAGUGACUUACUACAGCACGUGCGGCAUUAUGCCAGCCGAGGGGAACCUAUUGGAAGAUACGAUCAAGCCACUGACACCAUUAUGACAGUGACGGAAAGCAUCUUUAGCUCCAUGGGAGAUGCCGGUGAAAUGGUACGUCAGGCAAGGGUGCUGGCUCAAGCUACCUCCGAUUUAGUGAAUGCUAUGAGGUCCGACGCAGAAGCAGAAAUUGACGUGGACAACUCUAAAAAGCUGCUGGCUGCUGCUAAGCUACUAGCUGAUGCCACAGCCCGCAUGGUGGAAGCUGCAAAGGGAGCUGCAGCCAAUCCAGAAAAUGAAGACCAACAGCAGAGACUGAGAGAGGCAGCAGAAGGACUAAGAGUUGCCACCAAUGCUGCUGCCCAGAAUGCAAUUAAGAAAAAACUUGUCAACAGACUUGAAAAUGCCGCUAAGCAGGCAGCAGCUGCUGCAACUCAGACCAUUGCAGCAUCCCAGAAUGCAGCAUCUUCUAACAAGAACACAUCUGCUCACCAGCAGCUUGUCCAGAGUUGUAAGGCUGUUGCUGAUCACAUUCCUCAGUUGGUUCAAGGUGUACGAGGGAGUCAAGCACACCCAGAAGAUCUGAGUGCCCAGCUUGCGCUCAUUAUUGCCAGUCAGAACUUCUUACAGCCUGGAAGUAAAAUGGUGACAUCAUCCAAGUCUGCUGUACCAACAGUAUCUGACCAGGCUGCUGCCAUGCAACUUGGUCAGUGUGCCAAAAACUUGGCAACCAGCCUGGUUGAACUCAGAGCGGCAGCACAGAAGGCCCACGAAGCUUGUGGUCCAAUGGAAAUUGACUCGGCACUCAACACAGUACAGACACUAAAGAAUGAACUCUAUGAUGCCAAGAUGACAGCAGCAAAUGGGCAGCUGAAGCCUCUCCCUGGGGAAACGCUUGAAAAGUGUGCUCAAGACCUGGGAAGUACUUCUAAAGCCGUGGGAUCCUCUAUGGCUCAGCUACUGACUUGUGCUGCACAGGGCAAUGAGCAUUACACUGGUGUGGCUGCCAGAGAAACAGCCCAGGCAUUAAAGACUCUGGCCCAGGCAGCACGAGGAGUAGCUGCUUCAACUACGGACCCUCAGUCUUCUGCUGCAAUGUUAGACUCUGCCCGUGAUGUCAUGGAAGGCUCUGCAGCUCUCAUUCAUGAAGCCAAGCAGGCUUUGGUGUUGCCAGGAGAUGCAGAAAGUCAACAGAGAUUAGCCCAGGUGGCUAAAGCAGUGUCCCACUCUCUGAACAACUGCGUUAACUGCCUCCCUGGGCAAAAGGAUGUUGAUAUGGCCUUAAAAAGCAUCGGGGAAUCCAGCAAGAAACUCCUGGUGGACUCGCUACCUCCGAGCACCAAGUCAUUUCAAGAGGCCCAGAGUGAGCUGAAUCAGGCUGCUGCUGACCUCAACCAGUCUGCUGGAGAAGUGGUCCAUGCCUCCCGAGGCACCAGCAGUGAACUGGCAGUGGCUUCUGGGAAGUUUAGUGAAGAUUUUGAUGAAUUCCUUGAUGCUGGAAUUGAAAUGGCUGGUCAAACGCAGCGCAAAGAAGACCAAAUUCAGGUCAUUGGAAAUCUCAAAAACAUUUCUAUGGCUUCUAGUAAGUUGCUCCUGGCAGCAAAGUCUCUUUCAGUAGAUCCUGGUGCUCCAAAUGCCAAAAACCUUUUGGCAGCAGCGGCAAGGUCGGUGACAGAAAGCAUAAAUCAGCUCAUCACUCUUUGUACACAGCAAGCUCCUGGACAGAAGGAGUGUGACAAUGCCUUGCGUGAGCUGGAGACUGUCAAAGGCAUGCUAGAUAAUCCCAGUGAGCCAAUCAGUGAUCUUUCCUAUUUUGACUGCAUUGAAAGCGUGAUGGAGAAUUCAAAGGUGCUUGGAGAAUCUAUGGCAGGCAUUUCUCAGCACUGUAAAACAGGUGACCUGACUGCGUUUGGCGAAUGUGUCAGUGUGGCUUCUAAGGCACUCUGUGGACUCACUGAAGCUGCAGGCCAGGCAUCAUAUUUGGUUGGUGUGUCUGACCCAAAUAGUCAAGCCGGUCAUCAGGGUCUGGUGGAUCCAAUCCAGUUUGCUCGAGCUAAUCAAGCCAUUCAAAUGGCUUGCCAGAACCUUGUGGACCCAGCAAGCAGCCCAUCCCAGGUGUUGUCUGCUGCUACUAUUGUUGCCAAGCAUACGUCUGCUUUGUGUAAUGCCUGCCGUAUUGCGUCCUCCAAAACUGCCAAUCCUGUUGCAAAGAGACAUUUUGUGCAGUCUGCCAAAGAGGUUGCAAACAGCACAGCAAACUUGGUCAAGACCAUAAAGGCCUUGGAUGGGGAUUUCUCUGACGACAACCGUGACAGAUGUCGUGUAGCUACAGCUCCGUUAAUUGAGGCAGUGGAAAAUCUGACCGCCUUUGCCUCCAACCCUGAAUUUGUCAGCAUACCUGCUCAGAUAAGUGUAGAGGGUUCUGCGGCCCAGGAGCCAAUCCUUAGUUCAGCUAGAGCCAUGCUGGACAGCUCUGCUUCCCUAAUUAAAACAGCGCGCUCUCUGGUCAUAAACCCUAAGGACCCCCCUACUUGGUCUAUACUAGCUGGUCAUUCCAGGACUGUUUCAGAUUCUAUUAAGAGUCUGAUCACAUCCAUUAGGGACAAGGCUCCAGGCCAGAGAGAAUGUGACUACUCCAUUGACAACAUUAAUAAGUGUAUCCGAGAUAUUGAGCAAGCAUCCCUUGCAGCUGUUAGUCAGAACCUCCCUAAGAGAGAAGAAAUCUCAUUAGAGGCUUUACAGGAUCAGCUGACAUCAACAGUACAAGAGAUUGGCCAUCUUAUUGAUCCAAUAUCUACGGCUGCUCGAGGGGAGGCUGCACAGUUAGGACAUAAGGUUACUCAACUUGCUAGCUACUUUGAGCCACUUAUUCUUGCCUCUGUUGGAGUCGCAUCCAAACUCCUAGAUCACCAGCAGCAAAUGACUGUCUUAGAUCAGACCAAAACUCUGGCGGAAUCUGCCCUGCAGAUGCUGUAUGCUGCCAAAGAAGGAGGUGGUAACCCAAAGGCAGCCCAUACCCAUGAUGCAAUUGCAGAGGCUGCACAGCUAAUGAAGGAAGCUGUCGAUGACAUCAUGGUCACAAUGAAUGAAGCAGCCAGUGAAGUAGGAAUGGUUGGAGGUAUGGUGGACUCCAUUGCUGAGGCCAUGGGAAGACUGGAUGAGGGAACACCUCCAGAGCCAGAAGGAUCAUUUGUCGAUUACCAGACCACUAUGGUGAAGUACUCCAAAGCCAUCGCAGUUACAGCUCAGGAAAUGAUGACUAAAUCUGUAACCAGCCCAGAGGAACUGGGAGGUCUGGCAUCUCAAGUCACCACAGACUAUGGGCACCUGGCACAACAAGGCAGAUUGGCAGCAGCUACAGCAGAGCCUGAAGAGAUUGGAUUCCAAAUAAAGAUGAGAGUUCAGGAAUUGGGUCAUGGGUGUAUCUUCCUGGUCCAGAAAGCAGGUGCCCUCCAGAUUACUCCAACAGACAGUUUCACCAAACGUGAGCUCAUUGAAUGUGCCCGUGCUGUUACUGAAAAGGUCUCCGUGGUUCUCUCUGCACUUCAGGCAGGCAAUAAAGGAACUCAGGCCUGUAUCACUGCAGCCAGCGCCGUCUCAGGGAUUAUUGCUGACUUGGAUACUACAAUAAUGUUUGCCUCUGCAGGCACUUUAAAUGCUGAAAAUGAGGAGUCCUUCGCUGACCACAGAGAAAAUAUUUUGAAGACUGCCAAGGCCUUAGUUGAAGACACAAAAAUGUUAGUGUCGGGUGCAGCCUCCAGUCAGGAAAAGCUGGCCCAGGCUGCACAGUCAUCUGCCAAAACUAUCACCCAAUUGACAGAUGUUGUGAAGCUAGGAGCUGCCAGCAUUGGCUCGGAUGACCCUGAAACACAGGUUGUAUUAAUCAAUGCCGUUAAAGAUGUAGCCAAGGCUCUGGCAGAAUUGAUUGGGGCAACAAAAUGUGCGGCUGGAAAACCAGCAGAUGAUCCAUCAAUGUACCAACUCAAGAGUGCUGCAAAGGUAAUGGUGACCAAUGUAACAUCUUUAUUAAAGACAGUUAAGGCUGUGGAGGAUGAAGCAACUCGAGGAACAAGAGCACUUGAAGCCACAAUUGAAUGCAUCAAGCAAGAGGUGACGGUCUUUCAGUCAAAAGAGGUGCCAGAAAAAAAUUCAACACCUGAAGAAUUUAUACGCAUGACAAAAGGAAUCACUACUGCAACUGCCAAGGCGGUGGCAGCCGGCAACUCAGCAAGACAGGAGGAUGUGAUAGCAACAGCCAACUUGAGCCGCAAGGCAAUUGCUGAUAUGCUACUGACCUGUAAGCAAGCAGCUUACCACCAGGAGGUGAGUGAAGAUGUGAGAACACGGGCCCUGCGUUUUGGUGCUGAAUGCACCAUGUGCUAUAUUGACCUGUUGGAGCACGUUCUGUUGGUUCUUCAAAAACCAACCCCAGAAUUGAAACAGCAGCUUGCUGGAUUCUCUAAGCGAGUAGCAGGGGCCGUGACUGAACUAAUCCAAUGUGCUGAAGCCAUGAAAGAUGGAGGUAACGAGUGGGUUGAUCCUGAGGAUCCAACAGUCAUUGCAGAAACUGAGCUUUUGGGGGCAGCAGCAUCCAUUGAAGCUGCUGCCAAGAAGUUAGAACAGCUGAAACCUCGGGCCAAACCAAAGCAAGCAGAUGAAAACUUGGACUUUGAGGAGCAAAUUUUGGAGGCAGCCAAGUCCAUUGCUGCAGCGACAAGUGCUCUGGUUAAAUCUGCAUCCGCGGCACAGAGGGAGCUGGUGGCACAGGGCAAGGUGGGAUCCAUCCCUGCUAAUGCUGUAGAUGAUGGCCAGUGGUCUCAAGGACUCAUUUCUGCUGCUCGCAUGGUGGCAGCGGCUACUAGUAACCUUUGUGAAGCUGCCAAUGCAUCUGUUCAAGGUCAUGCCAGUGAGGAAAAAUUAAUUUCUUCAGCCAAGCAAGUAGCUGCAUCCACAGCACAACUCCUGGUAGCCUGUAAAGUGAAGGCAGAUCAGGACUCUGAAGCAAUGAGAAGAUUGCAGGCUGCUGGAAAUGCUGUCAAGCGAGCGUCCGACAGCUUGGUGAGAGCAGCACAGAAGGCAGCGUUUGACAAGACGGAUGAUGACAGCGUUGUGGUGAAAACGAAAUUUGUUGGCGGCAUUGCUCAGAUAAUCGCAGCACAGGAGGAAAUGCUUCGAAAAGAACGGGAACUGGAGGAGGCAAGGAAGAAGCUGGCUCAGAUCAGGCAGCAGCAGUACAAGUUCUUGCCGACAGAGCUGAGGGAAGAUGAGAAUUGAAAGGCUUUAAAGAUGUACUACUGUUUUUUUUGUUUUGUUUGUUUUUUUUAAUCAAAUCCAGGAUGAUUUUUGAGUGUUACAGUUAAGAACAUUAUUUCACUUUAUUCUAGUGAGGAAAGCAAAUGUCAUACACACAUCCAAAGCAUCAAACUGAUAUUCACAUGAAGGUGCUUACAGUAGAAGCCAAUCUCUGUUCUUAUGAAAGUGCUGGGACUCAUUGAGGAGCAGACAGGAUUCGUUCACUAAACGCUUAACUCCUUGGUUGGACGUGUCACCAAAGACCAACAGAGUGUAAAAGCCUUUAUAGCAGUAGUGUGAGUAUACAAGUAGUAAGUGUACACUUGCCUGUCAGUAUCAGUUACGCUCUGUGUGCAGCUAUCGUUAGCCAGCAAGUAUUCAAAACUUGUCAAUAUUGUGCCAUAAACUUAAAGAGGCUGUCAUUUGUAGUCGAGAGUCAUGGAGCCUGUGUUUGGAGGAGUUUGUGGGGUUUUUUUGGUGCAGUGUUCCUUGUUACAGUUAAUAAUGUAAAUAGUAACUUAAAUCUGUUGGUGAGGUUUACGUUAAGUACAGCUGAACAUCUUCUUCAUGAGCAGAUGUAGUGGAAAUGUGAGAACAGAAGACUAUGUGAUUCAAGAUUCUGUAUGUGAAAACUUGUACUCAGUACUGCAUUAAGGAGCUUAAAAAUUGCUUCUUCAAAUCAUCGUGAUCUUAAUUGAAUGUACACCGUGAGUCCGAGUACUCGUGCAUUCUCAUAACUGUCUCUUACUGUUGUUUAACUCCUUUCUUUUAAUUCAUAUUUUCCCAUUAAAAUGUAAAUAAUUUUCCAAAGACAUUUGCCGAUGUAAAAAAAAA
Messenger RNA from Polypterus senegalus (gray bichir), 8724 nucleotides. It is a transcript of the gene tln2b, whose product is annotated as talin 2b. The record is from RefSeq and is a predicted model, not a curated record. Gene Ontology annotation, biological process: cell-cell adhesion. Gene Ontology annotation, molecular function: structural constituent of cytoskeleton; integrin binding; actin filament binding. NCBI's taxonomy places the organism in Eukaryota, Metazoa, Chordata, Cladistia, Polypteriformes, Polypteridae. Gene Ontology annotation, cellular component: focal adhesion; ruffle; cytoskeleton. The transcript is spliced from 60 exons. Bases 238 to 7872 code for a protein of 2544 amino acids.